AUGGCCGACGAAUCCGCCACCCAAAGCCAGGCCCGCGGGUGCAGCUCGUACCCCUUCUCGUUCCCUUCCCAGCCGCCGGACAUCAAGAACUGGUUCUCGAGUUACCAGUACGAGUCGCCGGAGGUGCCGGAGCUGGCUGUUCACCCUCCUGCUGUCGACAACGGCAGCGAGACCCAAGACCCAUUGGAGUUCCCGGUGGCUGGGCAUUCAUUUCUUAAAGACGCCCCUGGGAAUGGCGGCACUGAUUUGAAGAGGGAUUGUUUUGGGAGCCAAGCUGAGCAUGCUGAGGCUUCUGCUACGAGAGAUUUCCUUCCGAUUGGUGGGAGCACUGUUGAACAGGGCACGAAAAGGAAGCAAAGCCUGCGGGGGCUGUUUGGUUUUCUGGAUGACCAUGAAGAGGGUACUCAAACUGAAAAUCGGGUGGCGUCGCCUGUGCAGAGAAGUGCGGUGGAUCCUCCGUGGAACCGCAACUGGGUAGGCUUACAGAAUAGAAAGCGCAGCCAUGAAGGCAUGGUUGAACACAGCGAGCUACCAACGGAUAGUGAGAGCACUUGUAUAGCUGAAACUCAAACUGAAAGUCGAGUGGUGUUGCCUGUGCUGAGAAGUGCAAUGGAUCGUCCAUGGGACUGCAACUGGAUAGGCUUGCGGAAUAGAAAGCGCAUCCAUGAAGGUGUAGUUGAACACAGCGAGCUGCCGAUGGAUAGUGAGAGCACCUGUGUAGCUGAAACUCAGACUGAUAGUCGAGUGGUGUUGCCUGCGCUGAGAAGUGCAGUAGAUCCUCUGUGCGACUGCAACUGGAUAGGCUUAAGGAAUAGAAAGCGCAGCCAUGAAGGCGUAGAUGAACACAGUGAGCUGCCGACAGAUAGUGAGAGCACUUGUAUAGCUGAAACUCAGACUGAUAGUCGAGUGGUGUUGGGCUUAAGGAAUAGAAAGCGCAGCCAUGAAGGCGUAGCUGAACACAGCGAGCUGCUGAUGGAUAGCGAGGGCACUUGUGUAGCUGAAACUCAGUUAAACCCCCCGGGAGGUCAGGAGACCAAGCACAGUAAAGGUUCAGUUAAUUGUGGUGGUACUAGUUUAGCAGCAGAUAAUGAAGAAGGUUUACCAGAAGAUGGCACUGAAAGUAACCUGCCAGUUAAUUUUCACAGUAAAGGCCUAGCAGAUGCGGAGAAAACUAAGCAAAGUCUGCGAGGGUUGUUUGAAGCAGAUUUUCUUGACAACCGUGACGAAGCUACUCAAACUGAAAGUCGGGUGGCGUCGUCUGUGCUGAGAAGUGCAGUAGAUCCUCGUUGGGACUGCAACUGGAUAGGCUUACGGAAUAGAAAGCGCAGCCAUGAAGGCGCAGUUGAAUACAGCGAGCUGGUGACGGAUAGUGAGGGCACUUGUAUAGCUGAAACACAAGUAAACCCCCCAGGAGGUCAGCAGACCAACCCCAGCAAGCAUCCAGUUAAUUGUGGUGGUACUAGUUUAGAAGAUGGCAUUGAACAUAGCAACCUGCCAGUUAAUUUUCCUAGUAAAGGCCUAGCGGGUAGUGAGAAGACUAAGUUAAGUCUGCGGAAAUUGUUUGGAUCAGGUUUUCUUGACGACGGUGAUGAAGCUAAUGAAUCUGAAACUCGGGCUGUGUUGGCUGUACAGAGAAAUGCAGUACAGCCUCUGACAAACUGCAACGCUGUAGGCUUACCUCAUAUUGAACAAACCCAUGACGGUGCAUCUGGAUACAGUGAGCUACCGGCAGAUUGUCAUGCCAUCAGUACAGGUGAAACUCAAGAAAAUCCCCCAUCAGGUCAGGUGAUUGAACACAACAGGCUGCCUGUUUACUGUUGUAGUACGAGUUUAGCAGGGGAUACUGAAGGUGGUUUUGUAGAAGAUGGCAUUGAGCGCACCAAAAUGCCAGUCAAUUCUCCUAAUAAAGUCCUAGCUGACAUUGAGAAAACUGCCACUGAACACUACAUACCGCCUGUUAGUUCUGGUGGUAUUGGUUCAGCUGUCACAAAUGGAAGCUUUUCUGGAGAUGAAAUCAAGCGAAGCAAGCCUAAACUGGAGCAUAAGAAAACAGAAGGAACAGCCGCGGCCGAUGGUUUCGUUGCCAUCAGGACAAAGGUGAAGCCAGCAGAGAAAUGCAGGACAAGCAAAAUUCCUAAGGUCUCAACAGGAAGAGAGAAUACAACAUUGCAAGAGAACCGCCGCAUUUUGGGGACUACUGCUUUGGGCCAAGGUAGCACUAGAAGCCCCUUGUCAGAUAGGACCAAUAUUUCAGAAGUUGCAGGAGCUCCAGCACAGGAGGUCAGCGGGAAAUGGAAGUGCCCUCGCAAGGGCAAGCCCUAUGUUGGCCCUCCGAUGAAACAGCUGCGGUUGGAACAAUGGGUGCGCCGAGUGUAA
Triticum turgidum subsp. durum (durum wheat) is the source of this 2376-nucleotide messenger RNA. NCBI's taxonomy places the organism in Eukaryota, Viridiplantae, Streptophyta, Magnoliopsida, Poales, Poaceae. The record is from the annotation of a GenBank genome assembly.